UUCUUUCCUAGAAAACGAAGUUGGAUGGUUCUGGUUAAAGGGCAACGGAAGGCGCGAUAUCAUCAAUUUGCGCGAUCAAAUUUGCAUGGAGAAGGUCAUUACGCCGUGUGUGUAUUUGCGCUUUUACACUUCAAUGUAUUCUUCACUUUUUCCCCUUCAAGCGGCUCUAUCAAACUAACUUUUAAUAUUUAGAAACCAACGAAAAAUUAACAAAAUUGAAUUAUUUUUUUCAGAGUGAGAACAAAUGCUAUUGGCAGUGUGCUCUUAGACGGAUGCAAGAAGCCAACGCCAAAUGUCCAGGACGAUCGCGAACGGAAAUUAUCGAUGGAAGGCAUCGAAUGAUAUCUUGCACAGAGCACAACCACAUGCCAGAUCCACUACGAGCCGAAACUACUCGGUACAGAGUUGCCCUCAAGCGCAAAGCUUUAGAAGGAAACGAACAGCCGGAAAAAAUAAUACGUUUGUGUGCCGCACAGUUUCCAGUGGAGGUACAAACAACUAUGUCCAAAUUAGCACAGAAAAGGCAAUGCCAGCGACAACGCCAUAGGGGCCACCUGCCAGUGGAUCCGGCCGAUUAUGAUGAAAUCGAAGAAAAUUUCACAAAAACUUUCGAUGGUCGGGAGUUUUUGUUGAAAAAUAUUACAAUUGGAGAAGGUCGUCUAAUGAUUUUUACGACUAUAGCAAAUUUGACGAGGCUGAGUCAGGCGAGCAUAUUUGUGCUAAAUGGCACAUUUUCCUCCUCCCCGAAAAACUUCCGACAGGUUUUCACGAUCCACGGAUCCAUAGGGUAUGGAAGAUACCGGAUAUUUUUGCCACUAGUACAAAUGCUUCUCCCUGACAAAGCCGAGUCAACAUAUCGGAAAGCUCUUAAAUUGGUAAAAACUGCCGCUGUCGAUAAUGGGAUUGCUCUUAGACCCUCCAUUGUGCUAACAGACUUUGAGGCUGCUGAGAUAAAGGCCGUAUCAAAAGUUUUCCCUGAUGCGACACAGUUUGGUUGCUACUUCCACCUAACAAAAAAUUGGUGGAAGCGUUUGAAAAAAAGUGGACUAAGUGGUGAAUAUACGAAGAGCGUAAGGAUGCAGAUGGCGUUCCGACAAGCCCAAGCCUUAGCCUUCUUGGAUCCGCAAGAUGUGCCUGAAGGCUUGGGCAUUGUCCGAGCAUCAGCGCCACAAUCGAUGACGCCAUUUUUUGAUUAUAUUGCCAAAAAUUAUGUGUUUGGGAGGAGGAGCAAUCGACAUCUGCUGAAUAUUUGCGGUAUCUACAAGGAGAAGCCACUGCCAGGCGUCGUUGCAAAAAGGUAG
Wyeomyia smithii (pitcher-plant mosquito) is the source of this 1301-nucleotide messenger RNA. RefSeq lists its product as uncharacterized. Bases 273 to 1301 code for a protein of 342 amino acids. NCBI's taxonomy places the organism in Eukaryota, Metazoa, Arthropoda, Insecta, Diptera, Culicidae. The record is from RefSeq and is a predicted model, not a curated record. The transcript is spliced from 3 exons.